This is a messenger RNA of Manis javanica (Malayan pangolin), 2438 nucleotides long. Lineage: Eukaryota; Metazoa; Chordata; Mammalia; Pholidota; Manidae. The record is from RefSeq and is a predicted model, not a curated record.
CGUGUCCACAGCCGGCUCCUCUCUUACCCAGGCAGUUUCUGUGGAGCUUCCGCCUUCCCGGAGAGGCCCAGAAGAUUGACCGGAUGAUGGAAGCCUUUGCCCAGCGAUACUGCCUGUGCAACCCCGGGGUUUUCCAGUCCACAGACACAUGCUACGUGCUGUCCUUCGCCGUCAUCAUGCUGAACACCAGCCUUCACAAUCCCAACGUCCGGGACAAGCCGGGCCUGGAGCGUUUUGUGGCCAUGAAUCGGGGCAUCAACGAGGGUGGGGACCUGCCUGAGGAGCUACUGAGGAACCUCUAUGACAGCAUCCGGAAUGAGCCCUUCAAGAUUCCUGAGGACGAUGGGAAUGAUCUGACCCACACCUUUUUCAAUCCGGACCGGGAGGGCUGGCUCCUUAAGCUGGGUACGUCCCCUCCUGACCCCACUGGCUGCCUCUGCGAAGGCAAGUUAGUGGCCUGGGCUUAGAUUAGGCUUCCACACAUACCCACUGUGUGACCUUAGGCAAGUGAUUUGACCUCUCUGAACCUCAGUGUCCAUAUCUGAAAAAUGCUGAGCCCAAGCACAGGGCUGGCCUGCAGGAGGGGCUCCAUAAACCUUGGUGACUGGAGGGAAAGGGAUUAGAGAGCACUGAACGCAGGCCAGGCGAGGCACCUUGGAACACGUAGCACCAGCAAGUCCAGGGUCAGUUAGCAGGGGUUAGACAGGUGUGUCCCUUUUGUGGGGUUAUCUGAGGCCGUACCAGAGAUUCACUGGGGAGUUUUCAAAACCCAACAGCCAGGCCACAGACUUGUGAGGUCCGGCUCUGUGGGGGCCGUGGGGGCCGUCAGGCACCGGAGAACCCCCCAGGUGCUUCCAGGGCAGAGCUGAGGCUGAGCGCCGCCAACCUGGAACUGCACCUGGGGACAGCAGGAGCCACAGGAGCCACAGGUGUCUUAAUGGACAGCGUAUGGCUGCUUCAGGGAGACAAGAAUCCGAUGACGAACUACAGUCCAGUUCAGAUGGUGGAGGCAGUUCAGGAGGCCUAGAGGGAACUUAGAGCACAGCACAGGGCCUCGGGCAGGGCUUUGCACCCUCCAGGUCUCAUCCCCCGCUCCCAUCGUGGAAUUGUUCUUGUAAACCAAGUCCUUGCUUCUCCAACCAGAGAAGCAGGUGCCUGCCCUGGUGCAAAGGUGUCCUGGCAGACAUUAAACACAAAUCAUUCUUUCCAGCCAACACUCUGGCAUGGAUGGAUUCCUGCAUCAGCCCCAGAGGAAGCAGACUGGCCUGGGGGGAUUUAGGUUCUCUGAAGCCAGAUGGUGCCCCUGGCUGUGAGUAGGUGGGGGAGAGCAGAGACUAGUUCCCCUCCAUUCUUCCAAACCCUCCCGGCUGCAAGAAUCCCUCCUGUGUCCUGGAUGAGGACACUGAGGCUGGGUCACCAACCAGUAGCCACAGGUCAGAGGUGGCCUUGGGCCCAGAUAGAUGACCCAUGUGCAUCUCUUCACUUUGUGGCCAUUGGAAAAAGGCAUCUCUUCCUUAAAACAAUUAAAGGAAAGGGAAUCUAUGGCGGUAGUUACAUUUGCAAAGAUGGUUAAUAAAAGCCAUCAUGACUGUUACCAUAAUCCUGGGACCACUAGGAACGUAAAAGCAGGUCACCUUGAAGCAGGAAGGUGCGGGCCCAAGUGGGUCUCCAGGCUGGAGUCCAGAGAGGGCAAGAGGUUGUCAUAAGGUCACAAAGCCAGUUUGUACCAGGGCUGACACGAGUCGCCACACCCACCUUGGGCUGAGGACCGGGGGUACUUCCAGGGGAGAGAAACAUCUUCCAGGUCGCAAAGGAGGGUCCACCUGGCCUAAGACAUGUCCUGGGAGUGUGGGCUGAAGCCGGGCACUGAUGCGCAGAGUGCUCAGGCCGCCUCUGGGGUUCAGGACUCGCAGCCUCCCAGGGAGGGAGAGGGUCUGGCUGGUCCCCCCUCGUGUGGAUGUAACUGGUUUUCUCCCCUCUCUCCCCCUUCUCCCUCCCUCCCUCCCACCCUGGGUGUUUCCCUGCUCUUACUUGUUCUCUGUCUCACCCCUUGCGCAUUUCUUCUUUCACCCACCCCAUCUCUGUCGCUGCGGCUCUUGGGGGCACCCCAUUCUUCUGCCUUCCCUUCUCCUCGCCUGGUCCUGCCUGCUUUCUCGCUGUCUGCCCCAGGAGGUAGGUACCUGGCCUGUCCUUGCUCCCCACACCCCGCCAGGGGAGGGGGCUGGGGCUUGGGCUCCCGGCCCUGGGCACACAGACAGGCUUCGAAAGCAUAGGGCCCCUCCCCGGGGGUGGGCCGGUCCCUGGGGCCCAGACAGGCCUGUCCCUCCUUGUCUCUGCCCAGGCGUUGCUUCAUCCUAGGCCCGGCCAGCCCCGCCUCCCCUGAGCUGCGGGCCUCUUCUGCCCCUGUCCCCCAAGGGCCCUGCCCCCUGCUGAGCCCA